AUGUCGACCCAGCGGAGGCACAGCGGCUUUACCCAGACCACAGCGCUCGUGGCCCGGCUUAUUUACUACCGCGCCCCGCUCCAAACAUUAGUGGCACAAUCCCCGGACACCUCCGGAGCUGCCGCCGCUCUCCGGUCCUCCCCGAGCAGACGGAGAGAGACACGCCGAGAUCAGAGCAGGUUUCCCGGGGAGGUGAAAUCCUGCUGCGGCCUCUGCUCUCGGCUUCACUGUCAGGUCGAUGAGGAGCUAUUGAUCUGUUCACGGUUGGAUGUCUGGCCCGGAGGAAGAUGCGAGCUCUGUGCCAAUCACAGCCGUCUCUCACAGACCCUCACACAUGGAUAUUAUUCGCCGGAACAACAGCUUUACAUCCGCGAAGAGGAGGAGCUCAGCCCCGGGCCGCGGGCUGUGGAGGAGGAGACCGCAGCAACAAGUGUCCUCCCGCGAACAGAGGGGGCAGAAGGGGCAGGAAUGGGACUGUCACUGAGCAGAAAGUGA
Molecule: messenger RNA, 495 nt
Organism: Knipowitschia caucasica
Lineage: Eukaryota; Metazoa; Chordata; Actinopteri; Gobiiformes; Gobiidae
Source: the annotation of a GenBank genome assembly